AUGGUCGCCGGCACCGCCGCGUCCGUCGCGGCCGUGGGCCUCCGGUCGCUCGCCGCCUGGUGCUCGUCGGAGGUCCGCGCGCGGUUCCGGCGCCGCCUCUUCGCGUCCGUCGAGGUCUCCGAGACCGAGGACCCGCGGCUCUUCAAGGCGCUCGUGCGCUGGCUCGAGAGGCGGCGCGUGCUCGCGAGCUCGGGCAGCUUCCGCGCGGUCGCGGCCGAGCCGCGCGCGAGCGGCAAACCGAACGGCCCGCGCGCGCCGGCGUCGUUCCGGCCCCGCGACGACGUGUGCCUGCUGCCGCUGUUCGGCGAGCUCGAGUCGGCGAGGUUCGCCUUCGGCGGCGCGACGCUCUGGGUCACGCUCGAGGGCGGCGGCAGCCUCAGCGGCACGGACGCGUCGAACCUGCGCGCGCUCAUCGGCGACAUGCGGGCGUCGCCCGCGCGGCGCGCGGCGCGCGCGACCGCGCGGAGCGGCCUCGCGCCCCAGACGCUGCGCGUCGCCGCGCUCCGCGGCGCGGCGGCGCCGGACGUCGUCGCGAGGCUCUGCCGCGAGGCGCUCCGGGAGGCCGCGGACGCGGACCGGCGCCACGUCGAGCACUACGAGUGGACGGGCAAGGCCUGGGCCCUCGCGUCGCUGUCGCGGAAGCGGCCCGCGGAGACGCUCGUGCUCCGGGCGGGGCUCGCGGAGGAGAUCCUCGGCGACGUCCGGCGCUUCAUCGACGACGAGUCCUGGUACAACGAGCGCUGCGUGCCCCACCGGCGCGGCUACUGCCUCCACGGCCCGCCGGGCUCGGGCAAGAGCGCGCUCGUCCACGCCGUCGCGUCCGAGUUCGGCUGCCCCUGCGCCGCGCGGGCCGCCGCGCCCGAGAAGGUGGCGGCCGCGGACGGGCCGAGCCUCAGCGAGCUCCUCAACGCCGUAGACGGCGUCGGCGCGGCGGCGGACGGCCGCAUCCUGUUCAUCACGACGAAUCGCGUCGACGCCCUCGACGGCGCGCUCCUCCGGCCGGGCCGGUGCGACCGGUCCUUCUUCCUCGGCGCGUCCGACGAGGACCAGGCCCGGCGCCUCUUCGAGCGCUUCUUCGACGACGCGCCCGAGGCGGCGGCGGCCUUCGCGGCCGCGGCGCGCGGGCGGUCCAUGGCCGACCUCCAGGGCCUCUGCCUGCGACAUCGCGGCGACCCCACAGGGGCUGUUGCCGAAGCGUCCCUCGGGGUAGACGAGAGUAGGGGUACACAUCAACCACAACCAUGA
Molecule: messenger RNA, 1245 nt
Organism: Aureococcus anophagefferens
Lineage: Eukaryota; Pelagophyceae; Pelagomonadales; Pelagomonadaceae
Exons: 4
Coding region: 1-1245 (414 amino acids)
Molecular function (GO): ATP binding; ATP hydrolysis activity
Source: RefSeq, a predicted model, not a curated record